AUGACUGCUGUGCCUCCUUUGGAGAUCCGUGUCUUCUCUGACUUAGUAAACAAGGCUAGAGUAGUGAAAGAGAAUGCCAAGACUAUGGCGACAUCCAAGGACACUCAUGGAGGGAGCUCUAGUCGGGGGCGUGGCAAGUAUUUCCAUCCUAGAGGUCAAAGCUUCAAAAGAGGAGAAUAUGCCCCUCAAGGUCAAAGAGGUUUCAGGAAGAACACUCAGACUCAGUUUCAGUAUGCUAAGGGGAGAGGAAAUCAGAGUAAGAAUUCUCCGAAUUUGACUUGUGUACGUUGUGGACGUUUCCAUCCUUAUGACUCAUGCAAAAUUGGUUUAGGUGGUUGUUUCAAUUGUAGGUUGCCUGGCCACAUUGCGAGGGAUUGCACUCGUGGGAGGAAUCAGAAUGCGGUUGCAUUAUAUGAUACUGGAGCUUCACAUUCGUUUAUUUUGUUUGCUAAAGUUGAGGAACUAGGCUUGAAAGUGUCAGAGUUACCUUUUGAGCUGCAUGUACAUACUCCGCAUCAAACAGUUAUAACUAGGUCAGGUUGUAAACAAGUAGGUUUCAAGCUUGAGGAUAGAGACUUUGUGCAUGAUUUGAUCUGUUUACCGAUGGUGGGGCUAGAAAUGAUUUUGGGGUUUGAUCGGUUAUCGAAGAAUCGGGUUUUGUUGGAUUGCUUUGAACGGACUAUUUGGUUUAUGCUGGAAGAAGAAAAUGGAGUAGUGGUAGCUACGGGGUAUUACCUGAACUCUGUAAUGGUGCAUUCUAGUGGGGAGGAGUGUCAGGGUUAUAUUAUGUUGGCUGCUAAUGCACUGGGUGAUGCCCAGAGCUUAGAUCAGAUUCCGGUGGUUAGAGAUUUUCCAGAAGUGUUCCCAGAAGAUAUCUCUGAGUUCCCACCUUGA
Arachis stenosperma is the source of this 894-nucleotide messenger RNA. RefSeq lists its product as uncharacterized. The coding region runs from base 1 to 894 and encodes 297 amino acids. Gene Ontology annotation, molecular function: zinc ion binding; nucleic acid binding. The transcript is spliced from 2 exons. NCBI's taxonomy places the organism in Eukaryota, Viridiplantae, Streptophyta, Magnoliopsida, Fabales, Fabaceae. The record is from RefSeq and is a predicted model, not a curated record.